Kazachstania africana CBS 2517 is the source of this 735-nucleotide messenger RNA. RefSeq names its product putative metalloprotease (gene ATP23). Gene Ontology annotation, cellular component: extrinsic component of mitochondrial inner membrane. Lineage: Eukaryota; Fungi; Ascomycota; Saccharomycetes; Saccharomycetales; Saccharomycetaceae. The record is from RefSeq and is a predicted model, not a curated record. The transcript has a single exon. Gene Ontology annotation, biological process: mitochondrial proton-transporting ATP synthase complex assembly; mitochondrial protein processing. The coding region runs from base 1 to 735 and encodes 244 amino acids. Gene Ontology annotation, molecular function: metalloendopeptidase activity.
AUGAAAGAUCAAGAGGGUCAGGAACCUCUUACGAUCCAAGCUUCCUCACAUGGCUUUGAGUGGUGGAGAAAAAAGUUUCAAUACACCACAGGACUUGGGCUCACACCUGAACUGAAGCAAGAAUAUGAAAGGGACUUCAAAUUUAUUGCUCAAAAUAAAAAAUGUAAGACUUGCUACAACGAUAGAGAUUGGAUUCUAAACUAUUCGCCUACCGUGACCUUUUUGAUAAAACAAAUUUAUAAGCUCGAAGAAAGCAAAAACAGUAUAGUCGACCGUGGUAAUCUACUCAAGUUCAAUUCGAGCAAAAUAAUCUGCGAAUCUUGUCCAGACUGGAAGAGUGGUGGAUUCCACCCUGAAAUAGGAAUACUGCUGUGUCACAAUCGACUUCGGGAUAAAUGGCAUCUAGAGGAUACGUUGGCUCAUGAAUUGAUCCACUGGUUUGACAAUUUAAGAUGGGAUGUGGACUGGACAAAUCUGAAACAUCAUGCUUGUUCAGAGAUAAGGGCUUCUUCUUUGAGUGGAGAGUGUCGAUUCUGGCAAGAGUUUAAAAGACGUGGUUUCAAUACUGGGUUUGAACUGAACAGAGGCCAUCAAAAUUGUGUUAAAAGGAGGGCUCUCUUAAGUGUCAUGGGGAACCCAAAUUGUCCCUCUAAGGAACAUGCUGAGAAAGUUGUCGAAGAAGUUUGGGAAACAUGCUUCAAUGACACAAGACCAUUUGAUGAAAUAUAUAGGUGA